This is a messenger RNA of Lathyrus oleraceus (garden pea), 1933 nucleotides long. RefSeq names its product protein TIC 56, chloroplastic. The transcript is spliced from 5 exons. Gene Ontology annotation, biological process: protein import into chloroplast stroma. Bases 142 to 1683 code for a protein of 513 amino acids. The record is from RefSeq and is a predicted model, not a curated record. NCBI's taxonomy places the organism in Eukaryota, Viridiplantae, Streptophyta, Magnoliopsida, Fabales, Fabaceae. Gene Ontology annotation, cellular component: chloroplast inner membrane.
GAAUUUGUUAAUGCAUUUGUCUGUAAUGAUAAUAACAGUUUUCACUUUUUCUUCCUCAUUUUCAAAUGUUUUCACUCUCUCUCACUCUAUUAUCCUUACACCUCAACUAAACCCUUUCAUUCUUCUUCUUCGUCUUCUUCAAUGUCUUCCAUUAACUUCAACCCUUUCAGUGGAAACUGGUUCCCAUUCUCAAAACCACCAAACCCUCUCCCUCUUCCUCCUCUCAACGCCCUCUUCAAUCUCUCCCAAUCUCCCUCCAAUUUCGCUUCCACAUCUCUCUCUACCACCAACACCAACACCAACACCACCACAACCACCGCCGUCACCGAUGAAGACUACGAGCCCUUUCCAUUCACCAAAAUUGUUCAACAAUAUUUCUGGGAAUGCGAGAAUCUCCCCGACCACAGGCACACACCACAGGUAGAAAAAGUCCUCAACGAAAACCAAGAGUUUGAAUCAAACCCUAACGCGACUGAACAAGAAAUGAACGAGAAUGAAGAGUUUAUGGAAACAAUGAGGAACAAUCCGGUUAUAGAGUUUCUGAUGAGAGCUGAGUUUGUGGCGGAUAAGAUGCAUGAGAUUGAGUUGAAGAAGAAUGAGAAACCGUUUAAGAGAGAAGAUAGAGAUGUUUGGAAGAAGGUGCCGAAUGUUAUUGGGCUUGAUGGAAGGCCGAUGCCGAGGAAAUCUCAGACGAGGUUCACGGCGAAGGCUAAGUUUUGGGAUUUUGCUAGACAGUUUUAUCUUGGGAUUUGGGGGUUUUGGCAAAGGCCUUAUCCUUCUGGGAAACCUAUUGAUGCUGCUCAAGCUAUUGGAUAUAAGAAGCUUGAGAGACGAUACUAUGAUUUUAUCAUGAGGAGUGGUGUAUGGUUCUAUAAGGAUCGGCUGGGUCGGACACGAGGGCCGUUGGCAUUGCAAACACUUAGAACUGCUUGGGGUGGCGGGGUUAUUGAUAAAAACACUUUCAUUUGGGGUGAGGAUAUGGAUGAAUGGGCGCCCAUCCAUAUGAUUUAUGGAAUGGAGCGUGCAAUCGCAACUUGGGAUGCUCGACUUACAGCUUCAGCAACAGCUUUCUUUCACAAACUACAAAAUGGUAUACCACCAUGGGUUCCUCUUAAGGGAUUUGAAAAGAAGUCUUAUAAGCAGCUUCAAGAAGAGGCGAUAGAAAGCAAGAGGCGUGAUUUAGCAGUGAUGGAAGCUAAUGACGGCAUUUGGCCUGGAGUUAGAAUUCCAAGUCAUGCCCUGUUUCUUUGGGCUAGUGGCCCUGAACUGACCCCUACUUUAGAACAGGAUCACAUGCCCAACAAGUCCAUUCCUAAAGAUCUAAGGCAACAGUUGGCAAAAAUGAUUCCAGGAUUGAGACCAUGGGAAGUUCUGAGCAUAGAACAAGCAAUGGAUCGCAUAGCGUUCAAUGGUAAAUGGCACCGUGUACCACUUGGUUCGUACAACACUGGUCCGCCAUUCCUCAGACGAUGGAAUGAGGACGUGAUGAGGUAUUAUGCAGCGGCUAAAGGCAUCAGCAGUCUAGCGUAUGAAGCAUUGAUGGCGGACUUUCCUGGCUUUGAGAAAAUUAGCAAAAAAAUGAUGCAGGAUUUUGAAACAAGAAUUGUGGAAAUGAAGAAGAAGAUGAAGAGAGAGGCCCGCCUUAAAAGGAAGUUGGUUAAGGAGGAAUGGCCUAAAUAUUAGAAUUCCCAUAGUGCCAUUUCUUAUGCAAUUUAUGCAACUUCAUUGUGCUUAGUAGUUCAGCUUUUUUAAAUUUAUUCACUUUGAACUGACCAAUGUAAAAUAAUUUCCAAAGACAAUGUAUUUGCCUAUUUAUUGGGCUAAAACGAUGAAAAUGUAAACAAACUAGAACGGACAGUUGUGAGGGUCAGGUUCUUUUCCUACGAACCGAUGCUACGAUACUCUAUUGAGUCUCGUUCGAUCUUGGUUAUUA